UUGCACUUGCCUUCCCUUGAAGGAGGAAAAACAGAAAAGAGGACAGAAGGAAGACCCAGCUUCUUUACUCCGCAGGAUCAUUACCCAGAAGGAUUCCAGCCAGGAAAGUCUUUCGCUCUAUCCGCACCACUGGGAUAUUCACUCAACACCUUGCUUCUUUAUUUUUUUACUGUCUCGGUUAAUGUGCCAGACUACAACAAUUAUUUAACCAUCACUUGCUCGUGGACUUUCUCAUUCGGACCUGUAUUAGGCCAGAUAAUUUCCCUUGGUCUUUCGUCUUGCUGAUAAGGCCUCUGUUUAUCGCCCACUCUUCUCAAAAAGUCCUGGAUUGAGCAAUAUCCAUUGGAUUUCCUGGAUUCCCUGGAUUUAAUUGUCAUUCAGACUGUGUGCGUGUCCAUACGCUUGACUAGCCCGCGGAUUAUCUGAUUGCCGGUUUUCUCUUCUGUUGCCAUCGUUGUCAACGCUAGGAUUGCCCACUGGACUUAGCCAGGAUCAGACAACUCAUUAUUACUCACUUCCUGGAUUAUUGAUCCCCGGGCGGAAUACCAAGGAUAUAUCAUUGCCGUUGGCUUUUCUAUUUCUCUAUUUCUGAGUCUCCUUUUGGCCACCAUGACUGGACGAGGUUUUGAGCGCCCGGAGCGCCACAAUGAAUACUUUAUCCCGGGAGAUGGGAUCAGCCGAGAAGUCAUCCAAGCCGAUAUCUGCAGAUACCUGGGAAAUGAUGCUCUCGUAAAACCUGGAACACAUCAAGGCCGCUCAGGCUACUUAAUACGAGCUUACCGGAAUCUCACAUCAGAAAUGAUUGCCGACCUGAAAGCCGAUUCUGCUCGUUGGGAACAAGAAGUGGAACGCCGGGCCAAUAUGGGUUAUUCCAGAGGUACUUAUGUUCAAGAUGUACGUAGGUCCCGAAGCCCUAACGAGCUAUCAGGGAGCUAUGUUUCGCCAACCCACGAGCUCCGUUCACAGGGCGGCCCAUCGCCACCAUCGUAUGCCGCAGCACCUGCUCCGUACGUCGACCCAUACGCCCAACAAUCGCAAUAUGGCGCACCGCAAGGUCAGCCAUACGCCACACAAUCUUAUUCAACCUCACAGUCUCCUGGAUAUAACCAAAACCCUUAUACUUCACCCCCACAGCAGAAUCCUUAUUCAGGCCCAGGUCAAGGCCAGCCCCCUAUUUCGGCAUCAGAUGUUCAUCAGCCUGCCUACACCUACAGUAGUACUCCCAGCUAUGGAUAUGAAAGAGGAAAUGCCGCGCCCCGCUAUCCAGGAGCUGGUUAUGAUAAUGAUCCCGAGUACUCUCCUGUCACAACCGGUAUGGGUUACCCUGCUGCCACCGCACCUGCGGAUGCCCGUUUAGGAAUGGAUCCCAGAUAUACUCCAGAGGCUGCCUAUGACCAUAGGACAGGAGCCAGUCGGCCACAGCAGAACAGGGAUCCUCACCGGAGGGCUCGGUAGAUGAACGAGUUUGAUGCUGGCAAAAUUUGUUUCCUUUCACAUUUAUGGGAGCAGUCCCAAUUCGCACCUAAAAUAUAGGAUGUGCCAUGCUUUUCCACGGAUGUUUUGGACCUCUUGGAUUCGAUGAGCCGGUGGUGCGAUAUUUUCGAUUGAUCUUUCAGAAAAGGAUGUUUUAUAAUGCGAUUUCCUAGGAGGAAGGAUGCAUGGUGUCAAUGGAGUCAAAAUUGCUUUAGGGGUAGACCGGUGGAAGCUGUUGGGCUCGGUGAUGUAUGUAUGAAUCGCGUCUCAGGAGCUUUCCAACGGAUGGGACUUGCCAGGAAUAAUGACGAAAAUACGGCGGACUUGCAGCCAUGAUGAAGUUGGCUGUGAGUCACCUCUAAUUGGACGAUUGGAUUACGAAAAGGCGGUGGUCUUUGUUGUUACAUGUGAUGAUUAUGCGUGGAGUUUCCUUUAUCUUCCUGGGAUUUUGUUGACCUUACCGCUGUUGUUGUACAGAAAUUUGGUAUUUGGUUUGGUUGAGCCCCUCGUUGAGAGCCGCCUUGCUUUCAUCCGUCUAAAAUAUCCCUCGGUAUGCCUGUGGGUUGCAUCUGCCAGGAGCUUUGAAGACCUUUUGUUUCCGUGUUGCUUCAUACGGGAUCUACUGGGGUUUGAUGUUGUAGAUACAUGCAUUACAGGCGUUGAACUGUUUGAUACAUUACAAUUGACACAUUCUAUCUGGCCAC
Messenger RNA from Talaromyces stipitatus ATCC 10500, 2177 nucleotides. RefSeq names its product transcription factor RfeG, putative. Bases 610 to 1455 code for a protein of 281 amino acids. The transcript has 3 exons. NCBI's taxonomy places the organism in Eukaryota, Fungi, Ascomycota, Eurotiomycetes, Eurotiales, Trichocomaceae. The record is from RefSeq and is a predicted model, not a curated record.